AUGGUCAAGACUCGCAAGUCAAACAAAGACAAGCGACCUGGUAUACCAGACUUACCUGGAAAUCGACGAGUCAAGCUCGACGGUAGCGGCCCUACAAGGAAGCGCACUGCAGCAAAGAAGACGUCUCGAAAAGCUGAAGAAGUGAAAAAGUAUCUUGCUAUAGGUGCGGCUGCUCAGCUCGAGAUGGAGAUGGAGAUGGAGGACGCACAACAAGAAAAACAAGCACAACGGCCGCCUGCACCCAACUUCAAGAAGGUAUCCAAAAAGUCGGGUGCUCAUCGUGCGGUUAGCUCACAAAGUCAACCCAAGACAAGUUGCCAGGCUGAGGCUAGCCCCGAUACUGGAAUGGACUCAGACUGCGCUGAUCAAAAUCAUACCAACGAUAACAAAUACUCACCGCCAGCAAAAGUCAGUAAGGCAGAGAAGUUGCGCAGAGAUAUCAAUACUGCGAAGUUUGAAUUAGGGCAAAAACACAGUCUAAGCAAGCAACACGCCUACAGUGAUAAUGAAGGACCUUCAAACAAAAAAUUCAAACCUGAUGUCAAUACCACAGCUUCACAGCCCGCUCGAAGUGGCCUCUGCGAUGGCUGGCGUGAUCUAGUCGCUCUACAUGUUCCAAACUCUUCGCGCCCUCCAAAUAGUGCACCUGCCAGUUCUCAAUGGGUGACCAAACCAACACCUCAGAAUGGCAUCCAGUUCGGUGGCUUCGAAGAUGAACAAGAACUUGAACACAGCGAAGCACCACAGCUAGACCCACACUUCAAGUCUUCAACACAUGUUAAUGAGAAUGCGCUUGAUGAUAUGUUGACUCCACUCAGCAUGGUAUCUGUCUCAAAGGAACCUUUAGAUGAUGCCAAUGGCACAGAUGACUCGUCCUCUGACGAAGAGGAUGCCGCUGACAAGAAUAGGAUGCCUCUGGCCGAGAUCGAUGACGUCAAGGUGGAACAUACCUUCAAGAAGCGCUCACCUGUACAGGAGGUUGAUAAGAAUAUCGGUGAGGCACCAGCAGUCAACACUGGCAAUGCAAAGUCCAAACAUGAGUUGAAGAACUCGCAGAAGAAGCGAAAUUUCAAAUUGUUGGAGGAGGAUGAGGUGUCUGCAGUCGAGGUGGAUGAGUCUCAGUCGACAUGUGACCCCCGCCAAUGGAUGCCCGUAUAUGAGGGAGAUUCGGAUGUACCGGCGAUCAAUUUUGCAAAGAGAAAGUCCAGCAGCACUCUCAAGGGCAACAAGCUAUCAAAGGACGAGGUGGGUGACACAAGACCGGGCAAGGACAGAUUCAAGAAGGACAAUGGACCUCAGAUGGAACCCGAUGAUGGUUUCGAUGAAGACGAUGCAGAACUCAUGUGUCUCCCUGACAAAGUCACCUUGUCCCACAAGAAUACCCGACUGCAACCUCCACCGAAAACCUUCAGUGCUGAAGAGCGGUACAGGAACAUCGAUGACAGCGGACAGGAAAGCGACGAUAGCCUUGACGACCGGAAACUCACAUCUCGUCCCAUGAAAGUGAAGCUGUCUUUGACCAAGAGUUUAAUUAGGCCCUACCUCCACCUUUACAAGAUAGAUCCACUCGCAACGAUAGAGGAGUUGUUGGUUCAAGCACCAGGAACAAGCCUACGUUGA
Molecule: messenger RNA, 1620 nt
Organism: Suillus discolor
Lineage: Eukaryota; Fungi; Basidiomycota; Agaricomycetes; Boletales; Suillaceae
Exons: 7
Coding region: 1-1620 (539 amino acids)
Source: RefSeq, a predicted model, not a curated record